Molecule: messenger RNA, 968 nt
Organism: Xenia sp. Carnegie-2017
Lineage: Eukaryota; Metazoa; Cnidaria; Anthozoa; Malacalcyonacea; Xeniidae
Product: acyl-coenzyme A diphosphatase FITM2-like
Exons: 1
Coding region: 1-810 (269 amino acids)
Biological process (GO): phospholipid biosynthetic process; lipid droplet organization; lipid storage
Cellular component (GO): endoplasmic reticulum membrane
Source: RefSeq, a predicted model, not a curated record
AUGGGAAGGGAAAGACGCGGUGCAUCUUUUGACUGCGAAAUAUUGGUCGCAAAACUCUCAACACUUUUUAUCAAAUUGGGCACAACUAAUCGUAUAUACAUAGCUGUACUAUGUUGGUUCAUCGUCAUCUUUGGGUCGUGGAUGAACGAUUUCCACCGGCCACCCGAGUUUUACCUGUCGAAGAAAAGCAACAUACUUAAUGUAGUGUUCGCGAAAUGGAGUUUAGCAUGGACUUUCGGCCUUCUCGCACCUUUCAUGGCUUUGACCUACUGGAGAAGGAGUCGAAGCAACCUGAAAGUGGUUUGCAAGCACUUGCUCCGUCUUGUUGCUUCUUAUGUAGUUUGGUAUACUUUGAUCGCCAUCUUGGAAUUUGUUGAACACCAGAGUGGAAAAUGCGAGGGCAGUGAUUUAUACACUACUAAACAGGAAUGCCACAGAGAAGGCUUGUUAUGGAACGGUUUCGACAUCUCGGGACAUUCCUUUAUUUUGAUUUAUUGUACGCUUAUAAUCAGUGAAGAAAUUCAGGUUAUACGAUACUGGAGGAAGGACAAUCUGCGGCGCUCCAGUGGAGAUGAUGAAAGGGAGUCUGGCACUACUGAGAAGGUCACCUGUUGCAUUGCUCUUGUGUUGUAUAUCUCUUGUUGUCUUCUCAUGAUGCUUUGGAUUUUCCUUCUCGCCAUCACAAGCAUGUAUUUUCAUUCAACGAAUAGUAAGUUAUUAGGGACAAUUUUGGGCCUAGGUGCAUGGUAUGGAACUUAUAACAUUUUAUUCUUAUCUGUGAAAUUUCCCGGCGCUGCUGUUGGAUCUUAAUACAUAAGGAAUGGUAGAGUUACCGUACUCAUAGCUUUUAACAAUGUAGACGAUUUCUGAUUGUACUACCAUGACUUAGAAAUGUGAACAACAGAUUGUUUGCUUGUGUUGUUCUUGUCAUUUUUGUCAAUGCUUUCAAUGAUAACAAUCAAAAACAA